Molecule: messenger RNA, 2790 nt
Organism: Nematostella vectensis (starlet sea anemone)
Lineage: Eukaryota; Metazoa; Cnidaria; Anthozoa; Actiniaria; Edwardsiidae
Exons: 2
Coding region: 28-810 (260 amino acids)
Source: RefSeq, a predicted model, not a curated record
AGGUGAUGAAAGACAUGAUGAAACAUCAUGGCGGACAUAGUUGGGAUAACGGAGCACAAGAAACUAUUAAGUAUUAACAAGAAAAAGCAAUUCAGAUGGAGCGGAGACUCUGAUCAACUAAAAGAAUUUCUGUUGUCCUACUUAGAGGAAGGAAAUAACGAUAAAUUUGUCAGCAUAAGUAGGAACGGAGCAACAAGAGUACUUAAAUUUGAAUCGGUGACGGUUAAUUUCUACACCAGCACGAAUACACUCCAGAUACAAGGUGCGGGUAAAGAUGGUUAUAUCUCAAAACUCACCGAUCUAGUAAACACAAAUAGUGGCAAUAACGAAAAUGCUGAGACCGAAACUGAUCAAGCAGAAGCGGGCGAAGAGAUAUCACAAUCGAGCAAGAAACAGGACGAAGAGAAAGGCGAAAAAGCGAUGCAUGAUGCUCGCUAUGAAGAGUUCGAAGCUUUUAUGGCAACUCAAAGAGAGUUUAACACGAAAAUAGAAAGUCAAGUUUCCAAAAAUACGAUCGAGAUUGGGGAGCAAAGUAUUGAUUUGGAGGAUUGGAAACAGAAGAUAAAGAAUGGUCUGUCCGAUGUGAAGAUGCAUUGUGAAAGUCAAAUCGACUCACUCAAGUUUGAAAUAAGCGAAAGUAUUAAAGAUGUCGCUAAACAAGUCUCCAACCUGUCAAACAAAGUAACAAGCGAGUUUAAGUCCGUCAAAAAUAAAUCUGCAUCAACAGCGGAAACAAUCCUCAAAAUAUUAGGCGACUUAGGAGAAAAGACAAAAACGACUACGAAUGUAUUGUGGUUCACUCCGGGGUAAAUGAUUUAAGGAAGUCUAGAGCAACAGACAUCGCUGACAACAUGCAAAGAUGUGUUCAGAAAUUAAAAUCACGUUGGCCGAAAGCAAACAUCUAUGUGUCGGGAGUUUUAUACAGUCUCAAGGGAGACAAUGUAAAAGUAGAUGACGUAAAUUAUUAUUACGAAGAAAUCUGUCGGAACAAUCAGGGAUUAUGUAAUUUCAUCAACAAUCAAAAAGUCACUGCGGACCGAUUUGGAAACAUCGAUGAGGACUCCUUCUACGAUGACACCCACUUGAACAAUCGAGUUGGUACCAAAAAGUUAGUGACGAACAUCAAGGUACAAGUUGGUCUGAGAAGCGAAGACAAGGAAUCCAAUCGAGAAGGACAACAAGCUAGGAAAUUUAACAGACAAAGAAGACAAAGACCCCCAUGGAAUUCAAGCUAUAAUGAAGCAUUUCCGACACUUCCACCACCUUUCCGAGCACUUGACGCAUUGGCGGAAUAUUUCAAAAGACAGGGGUUUGCGCACCGUCCAAGAUAAGUGCAUAUGUUUAAAUAAUUUAAUUCACAUGUAAUCAGAAAAAGAUUCGUUUUGGUUGUUGGAACUUAAACGGUUUCAACAGUAGGGUUGUGGGAAAUAAGUUAAAAUUUAAUGAUACUUUAAGCACUAUUAAAAGACACGACAUUUUUGGGAUAGUGGAAACGCAUGCAAAUCAAAAUUCCGAUCUCAAAAUAAACAACUAUAAACAUUUUGUAAAACAUAGAGAUUCAACAAGAUACAAAAAAUCGGGGGGUAUAGCCGUGUACAUCAGAGAAAACAUUUCCAGUGGAGUUAAAUAUAUACCAACAGAUAAUGAAAAUGUCCUAUGGGUUAAAUUGUGUAAAAAUAUUUUCAACUUACAAAAAGACAUUUAUUUAGGAACUGUGUAUCUAAGCCCAGCAAACGGGCGAUGUAAUAAUUAUGAAGAAGACAUUCUAGAAGAACUUGAAUUUGAAAUAUUAAGGCUCUCUCUAAAGGGGGAUGUCAUUAUCCAAGGGGACUUUAAUGCAAGAACGGGUAUUUUGCAAGAAUUUGCUCUGGAUGAUGAACAAAAUGACGAAUUUAUGGGUCUACCAAAAGAUUACCAAAUUGAUAUUCCAAAUAAUAGAAAUUCACAAGACUCUAAGGUGAUUGACAGCCGAGGAAGAAAUUUAAUAGAAACGUGCACUGCACUCAAUAUGCGAAUUUUGAACGGCAGAGUAGUAGGUGACCUUGAAGGUAAGAAAACCUGCUUUCGAUACAACGGAAGCAGCGUUGUUGAUUACAUAAUUGUAAAUAAUGAAAGUUUAGACAUUGUUGAUUAUUUCAUUGUGAAUCCGCUUGAGCCACACCUGACUGAUCACUGUUCGCUUUCAUGCAGUCUAAACCUGAAAUUUACAUUUAAACAAAAAGAUAAUUCAGAAAACGUACAACUAAGUGAGCUCAAAAGAUUGCGCUGGAAUAACGAGAUCAGUAGCGAGUUAAAGCUAUUGUUCGAGUCCGAAGAAGUGCAAACAAAUUUAAAUACGGCUUUAAAUAAUAAUUGCGUAGACACAUCAGUAGAUCUUUUUACAGAAACGCUCUUAUCCGCAUGCGAAAACGCAGGACUGCGCUACCAAAACAAUGACAUAAAAGAGAGCAGCGUUAACAAAAUGUGGUUCGACAAGGAAUGUAAAAAUGAAAAAGAAAAUUUACGCUCACUAGGCAAAUUACUUUCAAAGCAGCCUGACCAACGCGAGCUAGGAGCCGUCUUGAAGGAAAAAAAGAAGUCUUUUAAAAAACUCUGUAGGCGGAAAAAGUAUACGCAUUAUAAUAAUAUAGUAAACAGUAUCGAUUUCAGAAACUCUAAAAACACUUGGAAACAAAUAAAUAGGAUUUUCAACAGCAAUACACAUAAACAAUCACAUCAAAUUAGACCCGAAGAAGCUGCUGUUUUUCAUCAGCACUUCGAACAAUUAAACGCGACAAUAGAAUCACAAAA